AUGGUGUCUGUAUCGAACUUGUCCGCGAUCCCGGUUGCCACCGGGAAGAGUGUGCUUAAGACGAUGGUGGCCAUCUUCAAGGAAGAGGCUGACGUUCCACGUGUGCUGGGUGAGUCAGAGGCGUUCAUCGCCUAUACGCUCAAGAACCGUCGUGCGAUUCGGCUCAUCUGUCGCGCCAACAACGAGCGUGGAGCGUUUCGGCUGCACGAGAGCCCCGUGCAUGACCUUCGUUUUGUCAACUUUCACAGCAACGUGGCUGCCUCUGCGUCCUCCAGUGACUUUUAUGUGUGGGUAGCGGUGUUCGAGCGAGGAGGUGCUGGCCAGCGAGCUGGUGAGGACAAGUCCGCCUCCGCGGAGGGGCGUCUGACGGUGAAGCCAUAUUUUAAACUUGUCGACAAAGUAGUCAUCAACACGUUCCACUUCUUCAUCAACCCCACGAGCAGCAUGCCGGACCUCCUCAUGCUGUACGGCAAGACGGCCGCAGUGCUAGAGAGCUCGAAGCUUAUCUCAGAGUACUCGACGAGCAUGCUGGAGGCAAAGCUGAGCACAACAAGUCGCGAGCUGCGCCAGCUGCCGCAGGAGUCUUCGCUCAGGAGCAUAUGCACCACCUUCAGUGGCAGCUGGCUAGCCUUCACGUCGGAGGCGACGAGGGUAAUGGCGUGUACCCUGCGCAACACGACAACACCGGCAUGGAGCGGGUGCGAGGGGGAUGAGAUUGUACAGCUCAGCUUCGUCGGCAGCCAUGCAGCGGGGGCGGGUGAUAGUGCUACCGCGCCGGCAGCGGACCCCAGCAGCGCCCUGCUUGCCGUCAGCUCCAAGAUAAAGGUGUGUUUGUGGAAGCUUACCGGUGUCGCAGAGCCAGCGCUGCAGCGCACCUUCACGUUCGGCCGCAUUGUGACGAUGCUCACGUCUCGCAACGCCAUGGCCAUCUUCAAUGACGAUGGCCAGGUGGCGCGUGUUCAGCUGUGCAGUGAAAACGACUUCGACACCACAGUGUACAACAUGGGCUGCGCGGUACGGCCAACAAGCGUGUGCUACCACGAAUCGACCCGCUUCGCCACAGUACUUGUCGACGCCGUCAAGGAGCUGGACCUGUACCAGCUUGCCACGAACACCAACACACCAAACGCGUCGUCUCCGAUCUCCGCACCGGCGAAGGAGGCGACCGCAGCUGCGGCAGCUCCCGGGUCGCGCAGCAACGUCACACCCUUUGUCGACCCCUCCAUCAUCAGCACCGGGAUCCCGUUUCGUCCGGCCCAGAGCAGCCACGCCGCUGCUGCCCCUAUUCCAGCGUCGGCGUCGGUGGCGGCUAUCAGCGCGAACCCAAUGGCUACAACGGCCGUUUACAACAACGCUCGCAGCGCUCUCCAGAACGCCACCCUCCCGCAGUCUCUCGACGGACUUGUGGCCAGCGCCGUGUACCAAGGCGACGAGGCCCUGCGCCGCACCAUCGAGGGCCUGCUGAACGUGGUAAAGAACAUUACACAGAUCCUUCAGCUCACCCCCGACCAGCUCAUGCGCGACCAUCAGCAGCUCAUCUCGCUGGCUCUGGAGGCGCAGAUGACGGAGCUUCAGCAGGCCGUGAGCACGUCGGCGGCGGCGGCACCUGCCGCGCCUGCCGCCGCGGCGGUAAACAGUCGCCAUUCCCAGGCCUUCAACAGCUACGCGCUAGCGAAGCUUCUGGCGCCUGUCGCGAGCGAGAUUGCCACUGGCGUGACGCGCGGAGUGCGUGAUACUCUCCGAACUGAGCUGGACACCGCCGUGAGCGCCGCCUUCAACUCGAACAUUCGUGCCAAUCAGAAGGAGGUGCUGCGCCGUCGCCUGGAGGAGGUGCUGCAGGAGACACCACGGAUGCUCGGAGAGAACGCCGUCAAGUGGAUCGACGCGUACGUGGAGCGGGAGCUGAGCGAGUCGCUGGCCCGCAUGAACGCAAGCAUGAGCGCCUUGGAGGAGCAGAACCGCAAGCUGCAGGCGGCCUUGACGCAGAUCGUGAACUCGGGCGUUAUACAGGAGGUGGAAGCCAUGCGGGCAGAACUCGUGGAGCUCCGCGCCGCCAUCCGGAGCGGUGAGGGCAUAACUAACAACGGCGCUGCGGCUGGUGCUGGUACAGCAGCGACGCCGUCCCCGCAAACGGUGAUCGAAAUGGCGGAGAAGUACAUAAAGGAGGGUCGUAUUUCGCAGGGCCUUUCGUACGUCGUAAUGGCGCAGAACGCUCGCUGCUGUGUGCAGCUGUUGGACCGCCUCUCGGAGGAUGACGUGGCAAGCGUCGUGUCUGACACAGAGACGUCGGAAGCGACUUGGGUGAAGCUGAUCAUGCAGAUGUGCGAGCAGGAGGCAACGGAGACACCAGACGAGCUUGAAAAGGUCGCAUCUUUUCUCUUCGACGUGCUGUCGGAGCACGAUGAGGUAAUCGCCAAGAAGACGGCCAAGGCGCAGCAAGUCCGCAGCGACGUGCGCCACCUCAUCGCCCGUGCGCGCGGCAAAAUUGACCGCAGCGAAGGUCGCCGCGUGCUGAAGAACCUCGAAAAAAGCAUUCAGUAG
This is a messenger RNA of Leishmania braziliensis MHOM/BR/75/M2904, 2541 nucleotides long. RefSeq names its product putative immunodominant antigen. Gene Ontology annotation, cellular component: P-body. The record is from RefSeq and is a predicted model, not a curated record. Bases 1 to 2541 code for a protein of 846 amino acids. The transcript has a single exon. NCBI's taxonomy places the organism in Eukaryota, Euglenozoa, Kinetoplastea, Trypanosomatida, Trypanosomatidae. Gene Ontology annotation, biological process: deadenylation-independent decapping of nuclear-transcribed mRNA. Gene Ontology annotation, molecular function: protein binding.